Molecule: messenger RNA, 3049 nt
Organism: Branchiostoma belcheri (Belcher's lancelet)
Lineage: Eukaryota; Metazoa; Chordata; Leptocardii; Amphioxiformes; Branchiostomatidae
Product: myoferlin-like
Exons: 23
Coding region: 1-2775 (924 amino acids)
Biological process (GO): plasma membrane organization; membrane fusion
Source: RefSeq, a predicted model, not a curated record
AUGACUUGUGUACUUCAUGUUUUUCUAACAGGCCAUGAGUACAAGUUACACUGUUACAUCUACCAAGCCAGGGAUCUGCAGUCUGCUGACAGAGAUGGCAUGGACGAUCCCUUUCUGUCUGUGUUCUUCUCUUGCCGAAGUCAGAGGACUAACAUUGUCAAAAAGACGCUGAACCCCGUCUGGAACCAAACCCUGGUGUUCAAGGAGUUAAAGAUCUACGGGGCACCAGAGACUAUAGCCGCUAACCCGCCUCCUGUGCUGGUGCAAGUGUACGACCAUGACCUGUGGCGCAAUGAACACCUGGGGACUGUGAAGAUGACACCUGAGGUGGCUACAGGUGAGCAGCUGGGAGACACAAAACUGCGCUGGUAUCCGAUCUCUGUUGGGGGCAAACAUCAUGGAGACCUGCUGGCUACAUGCAAACUGUUUCGUGUACGCAAUGGGGCCGAGCCACCCAUCCUGUCCCCAGCAAAGGCAAGCAAAGAUCUGCAGCACGUGUACACCAUACCAGAUACCAUCCGACCCAAAAUGAGGAGGAUGGCCAUUGACGUGAUCUCCUGGGGAGUGAGGAACAUGAAGCGGUGCCAUCUUCUCGUGGUCAAUUCUCCGUCAGUCGAGUUUGCAAUCGCGGGUCAAGUUGUGCUGAGGUCCAGUGUGAUCGCCAACGCCAAGGACAACCCCAACUUUAGGCGUCCCCUGCUGCACACGGAAAUGGAGCUGCCUGUAGAUCCUGACUACAUGCCCCCUAUGACGAUAAAGGUGUACGACAACAGGCUAUUCGGGUUCAAGCCUCUAGCGGGAGUUCACGUCAUUAACACUCUCAGCUUGUAUGAGAUGCAGCCAUCGUCACCAGUACAGUGUAUCGACUGCGACAAGGACCAAACAUCUGAUAGGCUGUCACAACUGCAAACACGACUUAAGAACACAGGGUCCAGUCUACCCCCUGUGCUUGAGACUGACAUAGACUGGUGGAGUCUGUUCUACACCUCCAUCGGAGACCUGGAGAAAGGAGAUCCUUCUCUGCGCCAUGAUCUGUUGGAGGUGUAUGACUGUGAACUUGAAAAGGUUCCGGCCUUCCAAGGUCUGACAGACUUCGUGCAGCUGUACCCGUUAGAGCGGGGCAGGGAGAGUUAUGAAGACGAUGGCGGUACCGCUGGGCAGUUCAAGGGUUCCGUCAAGUUAAGCCCUAUCGUCGGUCAGAGCACAGAUCACAGGACCGAACCGCACCUACCAGAGAUGCCUGUAGAAUGUGUAGUGAGGGUCUACGUUGUACGGGCUAUCGGUCUACAGCCGCACGACACUUCAGGACUGGCCGAUCCCUACCUGAGUAUAAGUUGUGGUGACUACACAGUGGACGACAUCGAGAACUACAUACCAAAUACCCUGGAUCCGAUAUUUGGGAGGAUGUACGAGUUCACGACGCGCCUGCCACAGGACAAGGACCUGCACAUCUCCGUGUACGACAAGGACGUCCUCAGCGCGGACGAUCUGAUUGGACAGACCACGAUAGACCUGGAGGAUCGCUACCUAUCACGUCACAGGGCCACAUGCGGGCUGCCGCGCAGGUACCACAGGAAAACCAUAAAUUGUUGGAGGGACAGCCAGCAACCGGAGGAGAUUCUGAAGCAGUACUCAGUCAGACAUGGUCUCUCACCGCCGAGGUUCAAAGGGGACAGUGGUCUCACGCUGGAGUUUUGCGGAAAGGCACACACACUCACCGAUGCUGACGACGUUUCCGCUAAGGAUGACCUGUGGCUCAGGAGACAGAAGCUGGCCCUGAAGGUUCUCCGUUCCUUGUGCCUGGUACCGGAACAUGUGGAGACCCGUGCACUGUACAGUCCGCUACAGCCUGGCUUAGAACAGGGGAAACUGCAGAUGUGGGUUGAUAUUUUCCCUAAAACGUACGGCCCGCCUGGACCCGAGGUUAACAUCUCACCACGUGUGCCUCAGGAAUAUGAACUGCGUGUGGCUGUCUUAAACACGAGUGAAGUUGUGUUGGACGAGACGAGUUUUGUGACUGGAGAAAUGAUGAGUGACAUCUAUGUCAAAGGUAACUUGGUUGGUCUGGAAGAGGAUGUCCAAUCUACAGAUGUUCACUACAGAUCCAUGAACGGCGAGGGAAAUUUCAACUGGAGAUUUGUCUUCCCUUUUAACUACAUCGCAGCGGAAAGGGUGAUGUCGAUCACGAAGAAGACGCAUGUGUGGAGUAUCGACAAAACUGAGAGACGCGAAUAUCCAAAACUUCUCAUCCAACUAUGGGAGAAUGACAAGUUUUCACCCGAUGACUACCUGGGCAUGUUGACUCUGAACUUGGUGAACAUGGUCCAACCAGCGGCGAUGGCAAAAGACUGUAAGACGGCAGUUAAAGAGGAAGGAGUAAAAAAUGUGUCCCUGUUCCACGUACGGCGACUCAAGGGGUGGUGGCCGUGUCAGCGGAUGAAACAAGACGGGUCCAGCGAAGUCACAGGAAAAGUCCAACUGGAGCUAGAAGUACUGCCGGCCACCCUGGCAAAGCAGAGGCCAGUCGGAAGGGGGAGGGAGGAGCCGAACACACACCCUGUGUUAGAACCACCGAUACGGCCGGACACGUCGUUCCUGUGGUUCACGUCUCCGCUCAGAACCAUGAAGUUUAUCGUGUGGAAGUACCACAAGUGGACCAUCAUCAGGAUACUGCUGCUGUUGGUCGGCAUCCUGAUGCUCAUUCCACUCAUAGAGGCCUCUCCAAUAUUUCUGCUUUCCUGGAUCAAGAUCCUUCUGGAGAUGAUGUUCUUCUAAUUCCAAGAGCUAAUCACUUUACGUUGGUUGACAAUCCAAGACAAUAGUCAUAAUAGAUACACACAUAUUUAGCUAUAGAAUCAUUUGUACAUAAUUCAUGUUUCUAGCGUUUGUUUUUGUUUUCAAACUAGGAGUAGAACUAAUUUGAAUACAAGUGGCAUAUCUCUUUUCAUUCGACAUUUUAAUCUGGAUAGGAUGUCUUAAGAUAAUGUGUGACCAGUUUAUAUAAAUACGCUAUUUAACCUGUUCUCAACUAAUACAGUAGUAGUUUAAA